AUGCGAAGAAAUUUUGAAGAUAUAUCAUUUUUAACCAUAUUACCACAAUAUAUAAACAUAAGCAAAUUGUCUAUGACAAAUAAAACUAUCAACUGUACAAAUAUAUCAUUGUCUAUGACAAAUAAAACGAUCAAGUGUACAAAUAUAUCAUUGUCUAUAACAAAUAAAACUAUCAAGUCUAAGAAUAUAUCAUUGUCUAUAACAAAUAAAACUAUCAAGUCUAAGAAUAUAUCAUUGUCUAUAACAAAUAAAACUAUCAAGUCUAAGAAUAUAUCAUUGUCUAUAACAAAUAAAACUAUCAAGUCUAAGAAUAUAUCGCUUUUUACCAUGUUACCACAAUAUAUAAAUAUAAACAAAUUUUCUUUGACAAAUAGAACUAUCAAUUCUACGAAUAUAUCAUGUGUAAUUAUACUUAAAGACAGACGAGGACGACUUGGUAAUCGAAUGUUUAUGUACGCGAGCGCUUACGGCCUAGCACAAACUCAUAAUUGUAGACUGCUUAUUACGAGGAUGAUAUUAAAUGAAUUAGGUCAAAUAUUUCUUUUAUAUCCCACACGUUUAGUUACAUAUGAAGAAUAUCAACAAGUAACCAAUAUCAAACGUCGAAUGAAUGGUUGUGCGUAUCAAUCUCGGACAAUAACAUCAAACGUAACAAAUUUAGAAAUAAUUGGAAACUGGCAAAGCUAUCAAUAUUUUCUCACUUCUAUUAACGAAAUCAGACAACAGUUUACAUUCAAAAACAGAGUCAUGUUUAAAGCCGUUAAAUUUCUACAUAAUAUUUGUCCAAGAAAAGAUAAACGAAAGUGUUUUUCAAUCAAAAAUAAAAGACCAUACAAGUUUCUUUCAGCUAAAACAAUGCUUAUUGGCGUGCAUAUACGACGAGGAGAUUUUCUUGACCAAAAUUGGUCUGAACUUGGAUUUACCGUUUCCUCCGUUGAUUAUAUUAAUAGAACUAUGGCUUACUAUUCUAACAAGUAUAGCAACGCAAUGUUUAUCUUUGUUAGCAAUGACAAAGCAUGGUGUAAUCGUACAUUUGGAAAUAGAAGUGAUAUUAUAAUAACACCUAAUACAUUCACGGCAGCUGAAGAUUUAGCUAUUCUCACAUUAUGUAAUCAUAGUAUAAUUACGACUGGUACAUUCGGUUGGUGGUCAGGGUUUUUAACAGCAGGAGAAGUUAUUUGCGAUAGAACAUACCCGAAAAACAAUACAUGGCUAUCUAACUUUUGCCCUGCUAAAUAUUACUAUCCACCAUGGUUUAACGAUAUACGAGAUAAUAUUACUACAACAUGA
Messenger RNA from Didymodactylos carnosus, 1290 nucleotides. The record is from the annotation of a GenBank genome assembly. Lineage: Eukaryota; Metazoa; Rotifera; Eurotatoria; Philodinida; Philodinidae.